This is a messenger RNA of Monoraphidium neglectum, 705 nucleotides long. RefSeq lists its product as hypothetical. The record is from RefSeq and is a predicted model, not a curated record. Lineage: Eukaryota; Viridiplantae; Chlorophyta; Chlorophyceae; Sphaeropleales; Selenastraceae. Gene Ontology annotation, molecular function: nucleic acid binding. The coding region runs from base 1 to 705 and encodes 234 amino acids. The transcript has 6 exons.
AUGGGCAGCGGAGAGCCGCUGGUGCGCGUGGUGGCGGUGGACGCCGCGUCGGUGACUAAGGCGGCCCUGGUGCUGACAAUGGCCAACACUAUGGCAAAGCAGGACAUCGGUCAGAUGCUGUCGUUCCAGCCCACGCUCAUCUCGGGCCGCAGCGCGGAGCCGCCCACCAUCCCGGAGGGCGCCACCGUGUUCUACGCCGCGCGCAUCGCCGCGGGCGACAUCCUGACGGACAAUUCGCUCCUGGUGACGGCCGAAACGAAGCCCGACGCCCUGGCCCGCGCCAUCAUCGCGCGCGUCAGCACAGCCGGACACACAGUGCUAGAGUGCCUCGGCCGCGCGGCGACCGCGCAGGCGUUGCAGGCGGUCAUUUCGGCGAGGCGGGGGCUGCUGGUCAGGACGCAGGACGUGGCGUGCGUGAUAGCCUCCACCUAUGUGAACCAGCAGCCGCGCCAAGCGACGCAGCAGCAGCAGCCGCGGCAGCGGGAGGGGGAGGAGGGGGAGCAGCAGCAGCCGCAGCAGCAGGCGGCAGAGGGGCGGCGCGGCAAGCGGCGGGGGGCGGCGGGCGCGGCGGCGACUGGCCCCGGCGGCGGCGAGGCGGCGGCGGCGCGACGCGUGCUGGCCAACCGGAUUGUGGUGCUGGAGUGUGCCCCUCGCGACCCCUCGCUUCUACGGGUCCGCUCUACUUACGGCAAGGUCGGCUCCUGA